AUGGGAAGACUGGACUGUCUGCUCCCGCUGUUAUUUCAAGUCUUGACCAACAACAAGUCAGGUCUUAAAGUGGUUGCGCUUUCUGACUCGCCGUUCGCCAAUGUUUUAGCAGAAUUUCCUAGCAUCUGGAGACCUCCAGGAGCACCUCGAAAUUUGAAGCAUUCUACAGUGCACUAUAUUAAUACCACUGACGGUCCUCCGGUUACUGCUCGCGCACGUCGCCUGGCACCUCAAAAACUUCUUGCUGCGAAAAAAGAAUUUGAGGAGAUGGUUGGUGUAGGAACAGCAAGACCAUCCAGCAGCUCAUGGGCGUCACCACUACACUUAGCACUGAAAAAGGAUUCCACCUGGCGUCCUUGCGGAGACUACCGUGCUCUGAAUGCUAGGACCAUUCUAGAUCGAUAUUUUUGCCAGAACUUAGCAGGAUCCAGCAUUUUUAGCACCAUCGAUCUUGUAAAGGCAUAUCAGCAGAUACCUGUCAAUACUACUGAUGUGUGCAAAACCGCUAUAAUAACUCCCUUCGUUCUAUUUGAGUUCCCUUACAUGACCUUUGGACUUCGGAACGCUGGACAGACAUUUCAAAGGUUUAUAGACGAAGUGUGCGUGGACUCGAUUUCUGUUUUGCGUAUGUUGAUGAUAUACUCGUAUACUCAAGAGACUGAGAUCAACAUGAGCAGCAUUUAA
Molecule: messenger RNA, 684 nt
Organism: Parnassius mnemosyne (clouded apollo)
Lineage: Eukaryota; Metazoa; Arthropoda; Insecta; Lepidoptera; Papilionidae
Source: the annotation of a GenBank genome assembly